GCUACUUGCAUGUUCUUGUUAACCAGUGUUGGAAGGAACGUUGGUGUCGUUUAAAAGGCAACAUGCUUUAUUUCCAUAAGGACCGCACAGAUUUAAGGACCCAUGUAAAUGCCAUUGUCCUGCGGGGAUGUGAGGUGGCACCAGGACUGGGCCCCAAGCAUCCCUUUGCUUUUCGUAUCCUUCGCAAUGGACAAGAAGUAUCUGCCUUAGAGGCAAACAGCUAUGAAGAUCUGGGACGUUGGCUUGGAUUGCUGCUGGUUGAAACUGGUUCCCAGACCACUCCAGAGACCUUGCAUUACGAUUAUGUAGAUGUUGAGAAAAUAGCCAACAUCAUCAAUGCUGUGAGACACUCUUAUAUAUCGGCCAGCUCCUCUCUUGAGAACCAAACAGAGCUAACCCGUGUGUUAUAUGAUGAAGUCCCCUACGAGAAGGUGGAGUCAGAAAAAUCAGGGUGGCCAUCAGGAUCCCAGGUGAAGCGCCAUGGCUCUUCUUGCAGUGAGAAAUCACGUCGUAUAGAUCCACAAGUUAAAGUCAAGCGUCAUGCAUCAAAUGCCAAUAAUUACAAAUACGGAAAGAACCGGGCUGAGGAAGACGCUCGGAGGUUCCUAACAGAGAAAGAUAAGCUGGAAAAGGAGAAGGCGUCCAUUAGAAAUGAGCUUAUUGAGCUGCGUAAGGAAAAGCGGGAACUACGGGAGGCCAUGAAGAACAAAUCAGGGAAAGACUUGAAGGAGCUGGAACAGCGUGUUGCAGCCUUAGAGGAGCAGUGCAAAGCAAAUGAGGCAAGACGGGUAGACCUAGAAAUCAAGCUGACAGAAGUGAAAGACCAGUUGAAGCAGUCACUAGCAGGAGGGCCAGCUCUGGGUCUAACUGUAAACACCAAGACUGAAAACAAGGUAAAGAAAUAG
Molecule: messenger RNA, 905 nt
Organism: Thamnophis sirtalis
Lineage: Eukaryota; Metazoa; Chordata; Lepidosauria; Squamata; Natricidae
Source: RefSeq, a predicted model, not a curated record